Molecule: messenger RNA, 927 nt
Organism: Thamnophis sirtalis
Lineage: Eukaryota; Metazoa; Chordata; Lepidosauria; Squamata; Natricidae
Source: RefSeq, a predicted model, not a curated record
CCAGAGACAAGGGAAGCCUCCCGGCUCCAAAUCCAGGAACAGAGGCAAAGAAGAGGCAACCCGAAGCGGCCCGACUCUGCCACUGCACCCAGGGGGCUGAGUCGGGGGUCACGCAGCCCCUCCUCUCCAAACAGCUGGGCCGCCUGGCCACUGACGUGAGUAGCCUCUGCCGGGACCUGUCCGGUCUUCAGAGCCACGUCUGGCGGCUGGAGCAGGAGGCACGGGGCUGGGCGCUGGAGCUGGCUGCGCUACACCUGGAGAACCGGCGCCUGGCGAAGUAUACACGGCGCCUGGAGAGCCGUUGCCGGGUUCUGGAGACCCGCUCCCGCCGUCUCAACCUACGCCUCUUGGGUUUGCCCGAGGGAAUCGAAGGAAGCGAUGCAGUGUCUUUCCUCCGACGGACCCUUCCGGAGGUGUUGGGCUGGCCGCCGGGAGUGCCAGUGUUGGAGAUUGAGAGCGCCCGGAGAGUCUGUGGCCAGGAUUCAACCGCCAAGCCACGACCACUGCUAUUCCGCCUGCUACGCUUGGCCGACAAAGCUGCUGUGCUCGAGGCGGCUCGCGCCCGACCGCUGCGCUUUGCCGAGGCGCAACUUGCGAUCCUACCUGACCUUGGUGCCCCACGGAGGAGACCCCCACCUGGCCCGUUCCGGAGAAACCGUUGGGUGGUUGACCUGCUUUUUGGAGGGCAGCCCCCUUCCCCAUGGGGUUUGGGUAGGGGUCCGAUGUGGCAGGAGCCCCCUGCCUCUUGUGCUCCCCUGGCAGCCAAACCCCCUUCGGGGAUGCCUGGGUCUCAGAAGCAACACAAUCCAUGAGGCACUGCCAAGGGAGGGUCCCAAAAAGUGACUUUCCUCUCUCCCACUGGGCAGGGGUGGGUGGGCUAAGUCAGGGGUCUGCAACCUUAAACACUCAAAGAGCCAUUUGGACCCA